AUGGCUUCAAUCAUUUCUGCAUCUCCCGGUUCCUUCAUUAAUACAUAUUUUACAUCCAACAACACAUCCGACCAGCUUCUUUCCAAGUUCGGCAAUAACACACUCACUUCCACCUCCAAAUGGGUCACACUCGUUCUACUCCUCAUCUCACCCCUCGUCAUUAACUUUUUGAGAUAUCUUUUGUUCAAGGACAAGCCACCUCAGGGGCUCAAACUAGUCCCAGGUCCACCUUCAACGAUUCCUUAUAUUGGCAGAGUUGACAUCGACCCGAUAGCACCAUGGAACUCCAUGAAAAGGUGGUCAGACCAGUUCAACGGGAUGUUCAGAUUGACUGCCUGUGGUGAAAUGCAUAUCUGGCUUGGAGACAACAAAGUCGCCCAAGAACUCUACUGCAACCGGGCUGCCAACUAUUCUUCGCGGCCUGAAGUGGCUGCAGUGCCAGGUUCGGACUCUCAAGCUCAAUAUCUGCCAUUGCUGGAGUACGGCGACCAUUGGCGAAUGCAACGGAAGUUCGCACACACUUCACUCAACGUGUCUUACAAUAAUCAAUAUUACGGAUACAUUACCCUCGAAGCAAAAAGAUUUCUGUACAACCUGUUGAAAGAUCCGCGCGAUCAUUACGGUCAGACCGAUCGAUUCUGUGGUCGCAUUUCUGCCCGACUCUGCUAUGGCAAUCCCAACUCGGCCGCAGCACAUUGUAAAAAUGCCGCGGAAUUCAUUCCACAGAUCUCGCCAUCUGCCAGUGGCCCCAUCACCAAUAUCCUUCCAUUCCUCGGUGGUCUCCCUGAAUGGAUCAACUCGGCCAAAGUCCCUUGCCGACAACGGCGGGAACGUGAGGAGAGACUGUGGACCGGACUGAUGGACCAAGUACGCAACGAGAUGGAUGCAGGAACCGCAUCAGUCUCUUACGCGCGAUCCUAUUUUGAGCGGAAAGACGCAGCCGAUAGCAAUACCGGCAAGUCAUUCGGCUUCGAUGAACAUGAAGCAGCCUACGCCGUAGGCAUGCUUUGCACUGUCGCCAUCUUCACCGUUGGAGGUCCUCUUUACUGCUUUUUCUUGGCCAUGGUGCUCCACCCAGAGUGGCAGGAUAAAUGCCGUGCUGAGAUCGAUGCUGUCGUCGGCUCAGAGCGAAUUGUGGAACUCAGUGAUUCUCCAGAUCUGCCUAUCCUACGUGCCUGCAUCAAGGAGUGUCUCCGCUGGAGACCACCAGUCCCACUCGGCGUUCCUCGUCUUGUUCAACAGGACGAUGAGUACGAAGGCUUCUUCAUUCCCAAGGGCGCAGUUGUCCACGCCAUUGACCUUUCUAUGGCUCGUGACCCUGAACGAUAUCCCGACGCCGAAACAUAUAACCCUGGCCGAUGGCUCGAGAAGGAGUUCCCGACCUACCAAGAACCCCUGACCGUCUACCCUCGAUUACUCGGACACCACGGCUUUGGUCGAGGUCGCCGUAUGUGUCCCGGUAUUGAGAUCACAGAGGCUGAGCUAUUGGUCGGAUGUGGAUCGUUGCUCUGGGCGUUCACAAUGAAACCUAACAUCGGAAAGGAUGGCCAGCCACAAUGGCCCGAUUCGAAAUACUUUACGAGCAAUGUCAUUGGCGGUCCUCUGCCAUUCGAAUUUGACCUGAAAGUCAGGAAUGAGCAACGCAAGGCCAAGAUCGAGGAGCUUUAUAGACUGAACGAGCAUUUAUACUGA
Molecule: messenger RNA, 1692 nt
Organism: Exophiala bonariae
Lineage: Eukaryota; Fungi; Ascomycota; Eurotiomycetes; Chaetothyriales; Herpotrichiellaceae
Exons: 2
Coding region: 1-1692 (563 amino acids)
Molecular function (GO): heme binding; iron ion binding; oxidoreductase activity, acting on paired donors, with incorporation or reduction of molecular oxygen
Source: RefSeq, a predicted model, not a curated record